CAAAGUGGAUACACAGUAUUGGAAGGGAAAGGGGUGCCAUAUGUGUGUUAUUGGCUGUCACAAAAAGACUACAAUUUUGUCAUCUUUAUAAAAACACCUAAUUCAAGAAUCCCAUGCACUCAUCCUCUAUAUAUGAUGACAAAGCUUACACUUCUCCAUUAACAAAUUUAAGCAUUUUACAGCAGCAGCCCACCAACAUCUGGUGCUUAUAUCUCUCCAGUUAUUAUGUCAGCAGCAUCAUCAACUUAGACUUCAUGGAACAAACAGCACUAGAAAACAGUCCUCCUCCUGCCCCUCUAGCCCCCCCUCCAAAAUGGCCUCCAAGUUUCAAUCACACAGCCCUUUAUUCAGAGCUGCAAACGCAAUGGCGGAUAACGGUUCCGUUGGUGGCUAUGAACUUGACGUGGUUCGCGAAAAUAGCCAUAACGACAGCGUUUCUUGGACGGUUGGGGGAGCUGCCGCUGGCAGGUGCCACUCUUGGUUUCACCUUCGCUAACGUGACUGGUUUUUCAGUGUUGAAUGGGCUGUGUGGUGCUAUGGAGCCGAUAUGCGGUCAGGCGUUUGGAGCCAAGAACUUUAGGCUCCUGCACAAGACUCUUGUUAUGGCCACUUGUUUGCUUCUUGCUGUAUCAGUCCCUGUGGCUUUUCUGUGGCUUAAUGUUGAUAAGAUUCUCAUCCACUUUGGCCAACAGAGAGAUAUUGCAAUUGUAGCAAAGAAGUAUUUGAUUUGUCUCCUCCCUGAUUUGAUCAUAACUUCCUUCUUGUGUCCUUUGAAAGCUUACUUAAGCACACAGAACAUAACCAUUCCUAUCAUGUUUAGCUCGGCCCUGGCCGUGGCUCUGCACGUGCCCGUUAACAUUUUUCUUUCCAGGGCGAAAGGGCUGGAAGGGAUAUCAAUGGCCGUGUGGAUUACUGACUUUGUGGUUAUGGCAUUACUCGGAUUGUACGUUUUGGUGGCUGAGCGGAGAAAGGGAGGGAAGUGGAAGGAGGGAGGGUGGUGGGAACAAGGGAUAGGCGAGUGGAUGAGUCUGCUGAAGCUAAGCGGGCCGUGUUGCCUCACCACGUGCCUUGAGUGGUGGUGCUAUGAGAUAUUAGUCCUGCUCACGGGCCGCCUCCCGAAUGCUACAGAGUCGGUUGGAGUUAUAGCCAUUGUGCUGAACUUUGAUUACCUGCUCUUCUCUGUUAUGCUGUCUCUGGCAACAUGUGCAUCAGUUCGUGUGUCAAAUGAGCUUGGCGCCAACCGUCCUAAGAUCGCCUACCGAUCAGCAUACGUUUCCCUUGUUAUCAGCAUACUAUCCGGCUUUGCUGGUGGCUCUACUAUGGCUGCUGCAAGAGGCAUAUGGGGUCCCUUGUACAGCCAUGACAGGGGAAUCAUGAGAGGCGUAAAGAGAACAAUGCUGCUAAUGUCGAUCAUUGAAGUCGUUAACUUCCCAUUAGCAGUGUGUGGAGGGAUAGUGAGGGGAACGGCUCGGCCAUGGCUGGGAAUGUACGCCAAUAUCUUGGGAUUCUAUUUGCUGGCGCUGCCGCUGGGCGUGGUUUUAGCCUUCAAGCUGGGUUUGGGGCUGGGGGGCUUGCUGAUGGGAUUCAUGGCAGGUGUUGUAGCUUGCUUGCUUCUGCUACUGGUAUUCAUUGCAAGGAUUAAUUGGGAUAAUGAAUCUGACAAGGCACGGAUGCUCACCUGUAACCAACAGGAGCUAUAUAAUCAAGACAAUGAAGAAGAACACACCAAUCCAAAACCAAUACAUACUAUUGCAUAAUCAAACACUUGUUUGUUUUCUUGUUUCUUCUACUCAUUUUACAGAACAUGGCAUGGUGUGUAGGUAACUUUUACCGAUCUGUAUAAGCA
Sesamum indicum (sesame) is the source of this 1846-nucleotide messenger RNA. Its product is annotated as MATE efflux family protein. Gene Ontology annotation, molecular function: xenobiotic transmembrane transporter activity; antiporter activity. The record is from RefSeq and is a predicted model, not a curated record. Lineage: Eukaryota; Viridiplantae; Streptophyta; Magnoliopsida; Lamiales; Pedaliaceae. Gene Ontology annotation, cellular component: membrane. Gene Ontology annotation, biological process: xenobiotic detoxification by transmembrane export across the plasma membrane.